AUGAAACUAAAUAAUAAUGUGACUGAGUUCAUUCUACUUGGGUUAACACAGGACCCAUUUAGGAAGAAAAUAGUGGUUGUUGUGGUUUUGCUUUUCUAUUUGGGAAUGUUGUUGGGGAAUGUGCUGAUUAUUAGUACCAUCAAGACCAGCAAGGCCCUUGGGAGUCCAAUGUAUUUCUUCCUUUUCCAUUUAUCCUUAUCUGAUACCUGCUUCUCUACUUCUAUAGCACCUAGAAUGAUUGUGGAUGCCUUUUUGAAGAAGGCCACUAUUUCUUUCAGUGAGUGCAUAAUCCAAGUCUUCACAUUCCAUUUCUUUGGCUGCCUGGAGAUCUUCAUCCUCAUCCUUAUGGCUGCUGACCGCUAUGUGGCCAUCUGUAAGCCCCUGCACUACAUGACCAUCAUGAGUCACCGGUUCUGUGGUGUGUUGGUGGCCAUGGCCUGGGUGGGAUCCUGUGUACAUUCUUUAACUCAAAUUUUUCUGGCACUGAGUUUGCCUUUCUGUGGUCCCAAUGUGAUUGAUCACUAUUUCUGUGACUUGCAGCCCCUGUUGAAUCUUGCCUGCUCAGACACUUAUGUGGUCAAUCUCCUUCUUGUGUCAAAUAGUGGGGCCAUUUGUACAGUGAGUUUUGUCAUGCUGAUGAUCUCCUAUGCUAUUAUCCUGCAUUCCCUGCGAAACCACAGUGCCGAAGGGAAGAGAAAAGCCCUCUCCACAUGCAUCUCCCACAUCAUCGUGGUCAUCUUCUUCUUCGGACCUUGCAUAUUUAUAUACACCCGUCCUGCAACCACCUUCCCCAUGGAUAAGUUAAUAGCUGUGUUUUAUACACUUGGAACACCUUUGCUCAACCCUCUGAUUUAUACUCUGAGGAAUUCAGAAGUGAGAAAUGCCAUGAAGAAAUUGUGGAGGAGGUAA
This is a messenger RNA of Castor canadensis (American beaver), 909 nucleotides long. RefSeq names its product olfactory receptor 4C16-like. Gene Ontology annotation, molecular function: G protein-coupled receptor activity; olfactory receptor activity. The record is from RefSeq and is a predicted model, not a curated record. Gene Ontology annotation, biological process: G protein-coupled receptor signaling pathway. NCBI's taxonomy places the organism in Eukaryota, Metazoa, Chordata, Mammalia, Rodentia, Castoridae. Gene Ontology annotation, cellular component: membrane.